Ictalurus punctatus (channel catfish) is the source of this 2128-nucleotide messenger RNA. RefSeq names its product C-type mannose receptor 2. The transcript is spliced from 6 exons. The record is from RefSeq and is a predicted model, not a curated record. Lineage: Eukaryota; Metazoa; Chordata; Actinopteri; Siluriformes; Ictaluridae. Bases 87 to 1028 code for a protein of 313 amino acids.
CAGAGAGAAGAGGAUCAGAGAAUAAACUGACAUCCUUCAUCAUCUCAUUCACAUUACAAAUUUUGAAUUCAACAGUAACCUCGGUGAUGAAGACGUGUCUGUUUCUACUCUUGUUUUACACAGGAGUCGUCCCCAUCGUCCGCUCUGUCUCUCAUAAGUACUAUCUGAUCAAUCAGGGGAAAACAUGGAGUGAUGCUCAGGCUUACUGUCGAGCCACAUACACUGACCUGGCGAUCAUUAAAAGCAAUGACGAUAUGGUACGACUUCAGAAUGAAGCCCAGAUACAACAGUUCAGUUCCAGUGCUUGGAUUGGACUGUACAAUGACGUCAAAAGCUGGCGCUGGUCUUUUGGAAAUGAGCCAUUGGGAAGUAUGAUAAAAUGGAUUUCAGGAGAGCCUAACAACUGGGGCGGACAUGAAGAGUGUGUUACAACAACUUCAUCGGGUUGGUCUGACUACACAUGUACAUGGAAGGGUCCCGUUCUCUGCUUUGAUGACAGACAAACUGGCAAUGGGAGAUACAUUUAUAUCUCUAGUCCAAUGACCUUUUUUGAAGCUCAGAGUUACUGUAGACAGCAUUAUACAGACUUGACCAGUGUGAGAAACACAACAGAACACCUAGCUAUACAGGGACUGGUCACUGGAAAUACCUGGAUUGGUCUGUUCAGAGACGCCUGGAAGUGGGUAGACAAAACCAACUUCUCUACCAUCAGUUGGAUGUCAGGAAAACCUGAUAAUGCACUGGAGAAUGAAAACUGUGGUUAUGUAAAUAACAGUCAGGCCGCUGAUGCACAGUGCUCAGAUGUAAUGCCUUUCUUCUGUUACUCAGAUGCAGAAAUAAUAAAAAAACAAAUCAUCAGACUGAAGAUCCAGUCCAAUCAGGAUGUUAACAAUCUGAUAUCACAGGCAGCCAUCUUAGAGCAGAUCAGACAAAAACUGAAGGAUCAUGGGAUGGCAGAGAACAUCACAGUGGAAUGGAGAAAGCAACCAAAUGGAGUAGUUUUUCACAAGGAGAAAGAAGGAGAUUAGAGCAGGAAAUAAGUGUAACCUUGAAGUCUUUAUGUUGAAGUGAUUUUCUUUAGGUUCCUGCUCGUUUUUAAAGAAUGUCUAUAGCGAUUACAGGUAUAUUAAUAUUUAAUCUCUUACUAUCUCUAAUAAGUGACGAGGAUGAUAGAGUGACUAUAAAAAAGUGUAUGCACCAUUAUUCAAAUUAAAGGUCAUUGAGGUAUUAAACAUGAAAUCAAUAUAAAUCAUAUUUAUCCUUAUCAGGGAGGCUGGAAAGAGAUCUGUGGCACCAUUACAGGAGCUGCAGGAAUUUCUGGCAAGUCCUGGUAACUCCCUGCAAAGAACAACAAUCUCUCAUGUUCUUCACAUGUCUAGGCUAUGGGGUAGGGUGGCUAGAUGGAAGGAAUUUUUUUUUUAAAAGAGUCAAGAUAGAGGGAAUCAUGGAUAGCUCCAAAAACUAAUCUGUUCUUGCCUAAGACCUGUAGGCGUCUGUUAGACAGCUGAAGAUGUAGAUAAAAAGUUCACCUUCCAGCACGAUAAUGACCCAAAACACAAAUCCAUGUCAACAAUGGAAUGGCUUCAAACGAAGAAGAGCUACAUUUUGGAGUAGUCCAGUCUGAGCCCAGAUUUAAACCCUAUCAAAACCCUGUGAAAUGACUUGAAGAGGGCUGUGCACAGGAGAUCUCCUCACGCUUUGUUUAGACCUGGAGAAGUUAGCAGAUCCUUACCCAAAAAGACUGAGUGCUUUAUUACAAGCAAAACAUACUUUAACAAAGUAUUAGUUAAUUAGUAAAUUAGUUAAACACUUGUUUAACCAUGUUAUUGGAAGGGUUUUUUCUUCUUUCUCUUUUUCACUUGGUUAAUAUAUCACAUUAAAGGUGGAAAAAGAUCUGGCGUAAUUUAUCAUAAUUAAAUUUUUUACAGCGGUAAGCAGGGGUGUGUACACUUUUUAUAGCCACUGUAGCACUAGUAAUCUCUGGUGGGAAGUUUUAGAUGUUAUUUAAAUUAAAUUGAGGGUGUGACACAUUUAAAAAACCUUUAGACUGAAAGAAAAUUGUAAAGUAGUAAAUGUCUAUUGUAAUAUCUGUAAUUUGAUUGUGAAGGUGUAAAUAAAAAAGUUAUUA